Messenger RNA from Arachis duranensis, 4533 nucleotides. RefSeq names its product protein STICHEL. Lineage: Eukaryota; Viridiplantae; Streptophyta; Magnoliopsida; Fabales; Fabaceae. Bases 495 to 4271 code for a protein of 1258 amino acids. Gene Ontology annotation, biological process: DNA repair; DNA-templated DNA replication. Gene Ontology annotation, cellular component: DNA replication factor C complex; nucleus; DNA polymerase III complex. The transcript is spliced from 8 exons. The record is from RefSeq and is a predicted model, not a curated record. Gene Ontology annotation, molecular function: DNA binding; DNA clamp loader activity; DNA-directed DNA polymerase activity.
AUCCUAGCACCGCGCUCUGCCGUCCACCACGUCGCACGGAUCUGCUUCGUUCGCUUCCUGUUGCUCACUUCUGCUCUGCCACGUCCGCUCCGUCGCGUUCUCAUCUGCUUCGCCGCGUCCGCCUCUUCUCUGCGGCGUCCUUCUCUUCUCCGACGCGUUCAAUGCUGUAAAGAGAGAACUAUGAUUUGGAUCUGAAAUUCCUGUGUUGACUAAAAGUUGCUAAUGGAUCAGGGGAGGAAAAACAUACACACAACAUAUCUGAAAAAUUUUGUCGUUCAAAUGAUUACAUUAUUUUCAAGGUUUUACAAUAUGAUGAUAACUGGCAUAAGGAAUGGUUAGAACAUUGUAGCUGGUGCAGCAAAGAAAUAAGUGAAGGAGAUCAGAUUUCUUCAAGAAAAGAUGGGCAUUUUCCUCCAACAUCUUAAAGAUCAUCUUUUGAUUUACUUGACAAUGAUAUUGAUGAGUUAAGUAAAUGCAAAUUGAAGAGAAGAGACAUGUCAGAAAUGGCAAGCAAGCUGCACCUGAAGAAGGAGCUUACCCAAAUUCGGAAAGCAGCUCGUGUCUUGAGGGAUCCUGGCACCACUUCAUCAUGGAAGUCACCACUCAACUCCUCAAGAUCUGCAUCUGUAUCUGCAUGGAAUUCUGCCUUCAACAACGUCCAUGGCCCCACCACAACCACAAAGUUCACUUCCCAUUCUCAACUUGACUCUCACGUGAACUCUGUGCCACCUACCACCAACAAGAGGGUCUUCUUGUACAAUUGGAAGACCCAUAAAUCUUCCAGCGACAAGAAUGACCGAGACCAAGACGAAGAAGAGGAAGAAGAUGCUGCCAUUGAUGGAUCUUCUUCUCUUCUAGGCAGUUUCGAGGACACGUUGAGUGAUGCUCACAAUGUCUGCGAUUCUAAGAGCGACACAUACUUAGGCGCCGGAGGAGGUGGCCCUCGGUCUUCUUCCAUCUUUCGAUGUGGAGACACCAAUCUUAUCUCCUUGGCCACACCCUCUGCCAGAAGAACAGCGCCUCCUAAGAAAAAGAGUAAAAAACCUAAUAGCAACACCCUUUCCCAUUUGGAUCCCAUGGCAAAGUUUCAGCAUAGAGAUACAAAUCUCAAUCUAGGUAGAAAAGUUUUCAAGUCCAAUAAUGCAUUGUUGGAGGGGCUUCCUCCCAUGCCCUUUACCAGGGAUGACUCUAUGGACCACUCUGAUGACACUGAAGACUACUCUAAUUCUGAAGAUGUGAGACAGGCUUCGGGUUCUGCCACAUCCCCUUUGCUCCUCAAACUCAAGCGCAAGAAUUGGUCUCGAUCUUCCUCAAAGUUAUUGCGAACAAGCCGAAAGGAAGACUCCUCUUAUUCCUACAGUACUCCUGCAUUGUCAACCAGUUCUUACAAUAGGUAUGGACGCCAAUAUCCCAGCACUGUUGGCUCUUGGGAUGGUACCACAACCUCAAUGAACGAUGGCGACGAUGAGAUAGAUGAUCGGUUGGAUUUGCCUGGCCGACAAGGAUGUGGAAUUCCUUGCUAUUGGUCAAAGAGGACUCCCAAACAUAGAGGGAUGUGUGGGAGUUGUUAUUCUCCAUCGUUGUCGGAUACUUUAAGGAGGAAAGGAAGCAGCAUACUCUGUGGUGGUCAAACUAUUUAUCCCAGACACCGGAGAUCCUCUUCGGCCACCCACAAGCGCAGGAUGUCUUGGAAGAGUGCUCAGGGUGUUAUUCCAUUGCUCACUAAUGGUGGUGAUGGUAGGAUAGGGUCAUCUAUAGGAACUGGCAGGAGUGACGAUGAACUUUCUACAAACUUUGGGGAGCUGGACCUUGAGGGCUUGAGUAGAUUGGAUGGAAGGCGGUGGUCAUCAAGCUGUAGGAGUCAAGAGGGAUUGGAGAUUAUAGCUCUCAAUGGGGAAGGGGUGGAGGAGGAAGACACUCCAGAAAAUAGUCGGAGUUUCAGUCAGAAGUAUAGGCCUAUAUUCUUCAGUGAAUUGAUUGGGCAGAAUAUCGUGGUACAGUCACUUAUGAAUGCUGUUUCAAGGGGUCGAAUAGCUCCUGUUUAUCUUUUUCAAGGUCCCCGUGGGACUGGUAAAACAUCAACAGCACGAAUAUUUGCUGCUGCACUGAAUUGUGUGGCUCUUGAUGAGAGUAAGCCUUGUGGCUACUGCAGGGAAUGUACAGAUUUUAUUUCUGGCAAGAGCAGUGAUCUACUGGAAGUUGAUGGAACCAAUAAAAAGGGAAUUGAUAAAGCUAGAUAUUUACUGAAAAGAUUGUCAGUUGGUUCAUCAUCCGCUUCCACACGAUAUACAGUUUUUGUCAUUGAUGAGUGUCACCUGUUACCAUCCAAGGCAUGGCUGGGGUUUCUUAAAUUUCUCGAGGAACCACCUCAGCGAGUUGUAUUCAUAUUCAUCACAUCUGAUCUUGACAAUGUGCCUCGAACAAUACAAUCCCGAUGCCAGAAGUACCUUUUUAACAAAAUUAAAGAUGUGGAUAUUGUGAAUAGAUUGAGGAAAAUAUCUGCUCAGGAGAACCUUGAUGUUGAAGAAGAUGCUUUGGACCUCAUUGCUACAAAUGCAGAUGGUUCACUUCGAGAUGCAGAAACAAUGUUGGAACAGCUUAGUUUGCUGGGAAAGAGAAUUAGUACUUCUCUUGUCAACGAACUUGUGGGAGUUGUUUCAGAUGAAAAACUAUUGGAACUUUUGGAAUUAGCAAUGUCAUCGAACACUGCAGAGACAGUGAAAAGAGCCAGAGAAUUGAUGGACUCUGGAGUUGAUCCAAUGGUUUUGAUGUCUCAACUAGCUGGCCUCAUUAUGGACAUCAUUGCUGGAUCAUACACAGUCAUUGAUUCCAAACCGGAUGAAGCAUUCUUUGGUGGACGAAGCUUGAAUGACUCGGAGUUGGAGAGGUUAAAGCAUUCUUUAAAGCUUCUCUCAGAGGCCGAGAAACAGUUAAGGACUUCCAGUGAACGCUCAACAUGGUUCACAGCAACACUCUUGCAACUUGGUUCUAUGUCAUCUCCAGAUCUCACUCAGUCAGGCAGCAGCAGGAGGCAGAGCUGCAAAACAACUGAUGAUGAUCCAUCAAGUGCUUCAAGAGAAGUUACUGCUUCCAAGCAUAUGUCUGACCUUAAAUAUAUGCCCUGGAAAUCAAUAUCACCUACAUCCCAGCAGAAAGCAGUAAAUGGCAAUUCUGGCCAUCAAAGGGAUAUUUCCUCAAACAUUGAUGGUUUAAGCUUGAAAUCAAAGCCAUCAAAUAGCCCAGUCAUAGAUGAUGGCUCCACAAUUGUCUCAUCUGAUGAUAUUAUGGUUGGCAAUAUGAUGUACAGAUGCGUAGAUUCUGGAAAGUUACAUGAUAUCUGGGCACAGUGUAUUGGGAGGUGUCACUCAAAGACAUUGAGGCAGUUGCUACUCAAUCAUGGAAAGCUUGUAUCCAUAUGUGAAGUUGAAGGUGUUUUGGUAGCAUAUGUUGCAUUUGGGGAUGGAGAUAUUAAACUCAGGGCAGACAGGUUUUCGAGAAGUAUUACAAACUCCAUGGAGAUGGUUCUUAGACGCAAUGUAGAUGUCAGAAUUAUCCACUUGCCAGAUGGUGUAGGUGAAACUCAGGUUAAUAUGCCAAGACAGGCUGAGUCAGCAUUGACAAGUGAGAAGGAACAAAGAGGAGGUCGCGGGAAUGGAACAGAUCCUUUGCUUGAUGGAAACCUUCAAUCUGCAGCCGAUUCCUCUGAUGUUCUGGGUGAAAGAAAUGGUGUGACGGAGAGAAGGCAAGAUAAUCCAAUGCAGAGAAUUGAAUCCAUCAUUCGUGAGCAGAGGCUGGAAACUGCCUGGUUACAAGCUGUAGAAAAGGGUUCACCAGGAUCAUUGAGUCGCUUGAGACCUGAGAAGAAUCAGGUCCUGCCACAGGAAGGUAUCUAUUGCAUAGAUCCAAUGGAGUCCACGGAUUCAGCAAGAUUUUCCUCACAGCAGCAUUGGGAAGAUGAGCAGAGUAAUGAUGUCAAAAUUUUGAACGUAAAAAAUGGAAGGGUCUUGCAGAAAGACCAAACUGGUAGAAGGUAUCCCAUGUCCCCAAGUUUACUGCAUGACAGCAGUUUAGCAGCAAGUUCUGGCAAAGACAAUCCGGGAUAUGAAUCGAGCUCGGGAGCUGGUGGUUGUGGAUUUUUAUGCUGGAACAAGGCAAAGCCUAGAAGGGUAGUCAAGGUACGAGGUGGUACUCCUGUUGGUGCGCGGAAAGUCGGGCGCUUCCCACUGUUUGGGGACUGUGGUAAGCACAAGAAAAGGGACGUGACCACAUAAAAAGUUAAAAACCAUAUUUUUCCGCUGUUGCUUCUGCUCUGCAUCUAUACCAUUCAUAUACUUCCUCAUUUUUUUUCUUUCGUCCCUUCUCUUUUUUGUCUGCUUUCUCGAGCGAUUCUUCAAGGAUGUGAGUGAGAAAUGAGUGGGUAUGUAUCAUUUGUGGUUAGGAAAUUUCAACUUGUGUGUUCCAUUUUCUCCAUCCUUUAUUUAAGGAAUUAAAUUAAUAAAGAGGAUCAAGCAAACCAUUUUACUUUCUUGAAAA